AGGCGGCGGGGCCGGUGCGGGCGCUGGAGCCGCCGCGGCGGCAGGAAGAUGGAUGCGCCGUGCUCAUGCCUCGCCGCUCGGCGUCUUUCCUUGGCGGCACGGGCUUCCAAAGCAGCUGAGUCAAGGACCUUAAGGAAUGUCACGCAGUAGUUGCUGACCUAACUGACACUGAAAGGAACAGAAGAAGAUGGCAAUCCAUAUUUGAAAUAAACGUGUGGACUCUCUGAUAAAAAACCAUGUCAAAAAAAGGACGGAGCAAGGGCGAAAAGCCUGAGGCACUGAUUGUUGCCCUACAGGCUGCCAAUGAGGACCUCAGGACCAAGCUAACAGACAUUCAAAUUGAGCUGCAUCAGGAGAAAUCUAAGGUUGCUAAGCUCGAAAGAGAAAAGACUCAAGAAACUAAGCGCAUCCGUGAAGUGGAGCAACGCAAGCAGACCGUGCAGAUCACAGAGCUAAAAGCCAAACUCCAUGAAGAGAAAAUGAAGGAGCUGCAGGCGGUGAGGGAGAACCUCAUCAAACAGCACGAGCAGGAGAUGACGAGAAUGGUGAAAGUCCGAGACAGUGAAAUCCAGCGCCUGAAGUCGGCGCUGUGCGCGCUGCGGGAUGGGAGCAGUGAUAAAGUACGGACUGCGCUGACCAUUGAGGCUCGUGAGGAGGCCAGGAAACAGUUUGACUCUGAACGCCUUAAGCUUCUGCAGGAAAUUACUGAACUGAAGUCUGCCAAAAAGCAGGUGGAUGAGGCCCUUAACAAUAUGAUCCAGGCUGACAAGAUCAAGGCAGGCGAUCUUCGGAGUGAGCAUCAGUCCCACCAAGAGGCCAUUUCCAAGAUCAAAUGGGAGAGUGAAAGGGAUAUUCGACGCCUGAUGGAUGAGAUCAAGGCUAAAGACAGGAUCAUAUUUUCAUUGGAGAAAGAACUGGAGACACAGACAGGCUAUGUGCAGAAGCUGCAGCUGCAAAAGGAAGCUCUGGAUGAACAGCUCUUUUUGGUGAAGGAGGCAGAGUGUAACAUGAGCAGUCCCAAGAGAGAGAUCCCAGGAAGGGCUGGAGAUGGUUCGGAGCACUGCAGCAGCCCUGACUUGCGCAGAAACCAGAAGAGGAUAGCAGAGCUGAAUGCCACCAUACGGAAGCUGGAAGAUCGGAACACGUUGCUUGUUGAUGAACGAAAUGAGCUGUUGAAGCGUGUCCGAGAAGCUGAGAAACAAUGUAAACCUCUUCUGGAAAAGAACAAGUGCCUCACGAAGAGAAAUGAUGAACUUAUGCAGUCUUUGCAGCGCAUGGAAGAUAAACUCAAAGCAGUCACUAAAGAAAAUAUAGAAAUGAGAGAAAAAAUAACAUCACAUCCUCCUCUAAAGAAAUUAAGAUCUCUCAAUGACCUGGAUCAGGCUAAUGAGGAACAAGAAACUGAAUUUUUAAAGCUUCAGGUCAUAGAACAGCAGAACAUAAUUGAUGAGUUAACAAGGGACAGGGAGAAACUCAUUCGUCGGAGAAAGCAUAAAAGGAGCUCAAAACCAAUCAAGAGACAUGUGGUGGAUACGGUUUUUGGGUAUGAUGAUGAUUCUAUGGACUCUGAAACAUCCUCUGUGGCCUCAUAUAGAACAGACAGGACACCAGCAACCCCAGAUGAUGAUCUGGAUGAGGGUUUAGCAGCAGAAGAGUCAGAGCUGCGGUUUCGACAGCUGACGAAGGAGUACCAGGCCCUGCAGAGAGCGUAUGCACUGCUGCAGGAACAGACAGGAGGGGUCAUAGAUGCUGAAAGAGAAGCCAGGGCUCAGGAGCAACUUCAAGCUGAAGUCCAGAGGUAUAAAGCCAAAAUAGAAGAUCUGGAGAAAACUUUGGCUCAGAAAGGGCAGGACUCACACUGGGUGGAAGACAAGCAGCUUUUUAUUAAGAGGAACCAAGAGCUUUUAGACAAGAUAGAGAAAACGGAAGCAGAAAACAACCGUCUGCAACAGGAGCUGCAGGAUGCGCGAGACCAGAACGAGCUGCUGGAGUUCCGCAACCUUGAGCUGGAGGAAAGAGAGAGACGGUCCCCACCAUUUAAUCUCCAGAUUCACCCAUUCUCAGAUGGUGUGAGUGCUCUACAGAUCUACUGCAUGAAGGAAGGGGUUAAGGAUGUCAGCAUCCCAGACCUUAUAAAGCAGUUAGACAUCCUAGGUGAUAAUGGGAAUUUAAGGAAUGAAGAACAAGUGGCCAUAAUUCAGGCUUCCACGGUAUUGUCCUUGGCAGAAAAGUGGAUCCAGCAGAUUGAGGGAGCUGAAGCUGCUCUGCAUCAGAAGAUGAUGGAACUGGAAAGUGAUAUGGAGCAAUUUUGCAAAAUAAAAGGUUAUUUGGAGGAAGAAUUAGACUACAGAAAGCAAGCUCUUGACCAAGCGUACAUGAGGAUCCAGGAGCUUGAAGCCACCUUGUACAAUGCUUUGCAGCAAGAAACAGUGAUAAAGUUUGGGGAACUACUCACUGAAAAACAGCAGGAAGAGCUGAGGACAGCGGUAGAAAAGCUAAGACGUCAGAUGCUGAGGAAGAGCAGAGAAUAUGAUUGCCAGAUUCUUCAGGAGAGGAUGGAGCUGCUCCAGCAGGCUCAUCAGAGGAUCCGAGAUUUAGAAGAUAAAACUGACAUCCAAAAGAGACAAAUUAAGGAUCUGGAGGAAAAGUUUCUAUUUCUGUUCUUGUUCUUCUCUCUUGCCUUUAUUCUUUGGCCUUGAUGUCAAUGUGCCUCUUGGAAAGGUAAGACUGUUUUAUUUAUUUCCGCAAAACUAGCACUUCUUGCACAGACCGGAGGAUCACAUCCUUGUGUGUUCUUGUGGAUGUUUGGAGUCAGCAAAUGCAGCAGGUUGUUGUCGAUUUGCAGUAGUUCACAGUAGGGGGUUGUUGUACUGCCAAGCUGCUGGUGAUAUUGUGCUAUUCAUAAUUGUAAAAAUAAAAGCUAACAAGGAAUUUCACAGUAUCAAAAAGCCAAGGGAAUUGCAGGGGAAAUUUAAUGUUGAUGUUUACAAAGGGAUGCAGAUGGAAAACAGUUAAAAUAACCUCAACCGUAAACACACUCUGAACUAGCACUGAGGAAGGAGAUCAGGAUUUUGAAACAAGUAGAGCAGCAGCUCUACUUUUUAAAACAAGUGUCCCGUAGCAGGAAAAACACAAAGAAAGACAAGGAAGAAUGAUCAACUGCUGAGAGACAGGAAGGGAGAGAUAGAGAAAUGGAAGGAUUUUUCUGGCUCAGGAAGUGACACUGCUAAUAGGAGGUAUUGGAGAGAUCUAAAAAAUUUGUCAUAGAAUGGAUGGACGGACGGACAGACAGCUUGCUAUUGUUCACCGUCUAAUAGAAUCAAUUACCAUGUAACAAGCUUAAAGAAACAAAAAUUAAUAGUUAAGGAUACAGGUGGUAAAGAAGUCUUUCACGGUAUGCUUAGCAGCUGAAAGUUCUGAAUUCAAAAGGUAAUGUGAAGAUGGGGAAAUAAAUCAGAGAACUAUAAUGGUCCCAUUUUUAUCUGUGCCUAGCCACUUCCAGAACAAGGAUGCUGGGCUAGGACAAUUUUUCUUUUGAUCCAGGAUAACAAAAGUAGAAUACAGCAUAGAAAACAUAAUGUUAAAGUCUCAAGAACAUGUAAUGACAGCAUAAUUUUCUGAUUUGAGGACAGACCCAUACCAUUAAAUUUCUCAGUCUCUCUUGUCUCUGGCUUCAGCUGUGUUAAUGAAUAAUUCCUCUGCUCUCCACCUGAUAAAAUGAGAUACAGUUGUGUGAAAUAUGUUCUGCCCUUCCACCAUUUGUACCAGCUCAUUUUUUGUUUCCAGAUACAAUUCAAGGUAUUGAUUAUAAUUAAGUGGUAUGGGUCAUGUUUGGUGGGUUUUCCUUUUCCCUUUAAGGAAAAGCCCCUACUUCGUGUUUUAUUUCAGCUAGAUCCAAGCUUUCAUUUGCAGUUUUGUGCUGAUGCAGAGACAACUCUCAGAAUUAGUCACUUCAACUGGAAUCCACUGUGUCCUUGUUUGGCCAGACCUCAAAAUGAAUGUUUCCAUGGGCUGAGGCAGUAAUAUACCUGGAGGUUGGCUUGAACGGGGAGCAACCCAUAGAGAGGAAUUAGGAGAAAUGCAGACAGAUCAGUGAUCACAGGUCUUGUGAACAAGAGUCAGUAUCAUUAUCAAGUUGCUGCAGUUUCAAACAUACUGCCUUGAUCCAGUGAUUAUGAAACACAAUAACUUAUGACUGCAUUAAUUGUGUUCCUACUGCAGGAUUUCUGAGAACCAUGGUACAGCAUAGUAUAGCUGUGAGAUGUUUUAGGUAUCUCUGACUGGUGGAAGUUUGACUUCACAGUUUCUUGCUUAUUCAUAAUGGAGAAAAAAAUUAGAAACUCUUCUGAAGUGACCAAAUUGUGGACAGAAUAAUUUUAAGAAGCCAAGAUUUUCACAGUACACAGUAGUAGCAAAUAACUUUCUAUGACUAUGUCUUUUGCUGUACCACAGAAUCAUGAGUCUAGAACAAGCAGUCAACCUAGAGGGAGAUUCCAAAUUUGAAAAAAAUAUUGGAUUUAAGGUGCACCUUGGAAAAUCACAGGAACUUGUAGUGACAUUUGUGAGAACCUGCCUGCAUGACUUUUUUCCAUUUGCCUGUACUGUUGUCCUUUUUUCGUUCCUGUCACAACUGAAAUAAUGUCCUUGUGCAGCAUAUGAGAAAAACUUGGGCAAUAAGAGGUUCAGAGUUUUCUAUAUAUACAGUUUGCAUCUACAUUUUCCACCUGUGUGGGUAUGGCAUUGGUUCUCUAAUGAGUGUUUGCCUCUUCUAGUACAGCUACAGAAUUAGUGAGCUUUUACGUCCUAGUAUUACCAAUACCAAUCUGCUAAUACCAUUUGCUAAUAACACUUAGGUCCUUUUGGCCUAAUUUUUGAGGGCAGGUAUUGGCUGGUUAGAAAAGCUAAUGAGAUGCUUGAGGUCAGAACUCCGUAUUUUUCCUAAGUUCUAGGAGGUUUGCUAUUUUUCACUUGGAGUCAUCCUGCCUCCAUGGGCUGCUGGGUCCUGUUCAGCUCUUGCUCUUCACGGAGCUGAUGCACAUCUUGUUGUAAUGUUCAUUGAACAGGACUAAAAAUCAAAACAAUAUAAACAUUUUUUGUGCUGUCCUUAAGGCAUACACGACUGUCCCAGCUGCACAAUUGACCGAUGUCAUUGCAGGGGAACUUACAUGGAUCCAUUAGGGAUUGUGUCAAGAAUUCACUUCCCUCCUCACACCCUUUCUCUCUCCACCCUCCACCCCCCAUUCUGGCCCAAUCUCCUUCAAUGGGUUUUCCUCUUGUUUUACAUAACAUCUAAGGUUUAGCAGGUGUAAAUCCCUUCGAGAUCACUUUGUUGAGCCCAGGAAUGCUGCUCUGACUACAAUGCCAAGAUGAGUUUCACUCAUUGAAGUCACUGUUGCUCCAUAAUGGCUGGUCCCUGGAGCACACAGGGGUCCAGUUCCCCAUAGAGAAGAUGAGAAGCAUCAGCAGGAGCUGAAAUGUGGGUUACAGCCCCAUAAAGCCUGCUAGGCAGUUGUGGCACUCCUAGGACCACUCAGGAGGUGAAGGGUUCUUUUUCCUUUCCCAUCCUUCUUUUACAUAUUUGGCUUGAUGAACAUCAGGUGGGGAUCAACAAGACAGAUUACGGUGAGCUGAGUGACAGAGGAAAAGAGCCUUGACAGUAGUGGAGAUACAGUGACUUAGAGAAUCGACAUUGACUGUGAAGGUGGAAAAGUCUUACGGGAGAGGUGUGUGUGGGGGAUAUAUAAACUCAAUGCUUUUCCAGAGGAUCUGCACUGCUGUGAACUCCCUUGAACUGUAAAGACAGCUGCAGCAGGCCCAGCAUCACAGCACGCAUGAUACCUGUAGAGUGUUUUACCAAGGCCAGUCACUCCACAGGUGCAAAGCAUCAAGUCUUGUAGCAGUUCCUCAAAAACAAGGUAAUGGUAAGCUCCUCAUCCCCUGCCUUCACCCCUGCAUUUUCCUCUAUGGGAUCCUCUCCCCUCAGUAUCUGAGGGGCAAUCUCCAGACACAGGCAAUUUGGGAAUGGUGUUGGCAAGAAGGAGAGGGAUUUUAGCAAAGUCAUAUUCUCCAAGGCUGGAAUACAUGGAAUUGGAGAGAAUAACUAACAUUGAUUUGUGUUGCCCAUUCACGUUAAAAAACACCUGCCUACCCAGGUGAUUUAAUUCAGCAAAGGUGAGCACGGCAUGGGGAGUGUGCCAUCAGCAUUUCUUCUUACAACUACUGAGCUGUAUAUUUUGUCAUAUGUAUAAUAUGCUAUAUAUAUAUACUACAAAACUGCUUUACUUCUACUGGAUGGAAGUGAACUGUCGUAGCCUUAUCAUAAGGGACUUCAUACAGAUCCCAUACAAAACAAACAAAAAGCCCAGCUCAUCCUGGGGAGCCACUUGAUGGUGAAAAGUCUUUGGUUUUGUUCAUGCCUUGGUGCAGUUUAUCCUUUGCCAGUCUUUUAACCAGGAGAGAGAAAUCCACAAUGUGGUCACAGAC
Messenger RNA from Melospiza georgiana, 6483 nucleotides. RefSeq names its product janus kinase and microtubule interacting protein 2 (gene JAKMIP2). Bases 237 to 2699 code for a protein of 820 amino acids. Lineage: Eukaryota; Metazoa; Chordata; Aves; Passeriformes; Passerellidae. The transcript has 21 exons. The record is from RefSeq and is a predicted model, not a curated record. Gene Ontology annotation, molecular function: kinase binding; microtubule binding.